AUGUACGAAGGGAUUGACAACCUGAAAUCCCUUUACGACCGUGCCGGGAAGAAUUUCUCCGGCGGUCCUUCUGCGGCACAGGAUGUGCCGCGUCGUACUGCUCAACCAGACCCAGUACGCCAACUAUCAGUUGGGAGCGGGGCUCCCAAGAAUCCCAGGACGGGGGAUAGCCGCGCCACCGGACGAGAUAACUCGUCCGACGUCCGUUCACGUCGCGGUGGUUCAACAGCUGCUCAACUAGAUAGCGCUGGCCGCCGCGAGAGUCCUCUAAUGGAGGUGGAGGAGGAGGAAAGACGCUCUCCACACGAUCAUGUGGAUCGGUAUGUUCCCGAGAGCUUCUUUGAUCGCGUAACGCAAGGGUUACGCGACGAUCUCGAACAUGAGCGGAAUAGGCGUCUCCAAAUGGCGGACACUGCCUCGAAGCAUCGAGCUGAGUUUGCCUUUGCUCAGCUUGAGAACGAGAGAUCUCUGACAUCUCUUCGUGACGAGCUAAGGGUAGCUCGUGGGAUUGCUGAUCGGUCUCGGGAUGAGAUAGCUGCUCUUCAGACCCUUGUUGAUGCCCACCAUCGGGAGCACAAGGCUCUCUGCGAGAUGCUUGAGCGCAAGGGCGUUCUUCAUCGGAAGAAGCAUCGUACUGAUGGUACGGCUUAA
Peronospora matthiolae is the source of this 651-nucleotide messenger RNA. Lineage: Eukaryota; Oomycota; Peronosporomycetes; Peronosporales; Peronosporaceae. The record is from the annotation of a GenBank genome assembly.